AUGGGCACAGUUCAAAAAAGAAUGCCCCAAAAGUGUUACCACAGCCAAACUGGAAGAGCCUAUAAUGUCACCCAGCAUGUCAUUGGCACUAUUGCACACAAACAAGUUAAAGGCAAGAUUCUUGUCAUGAGGAUCAAUGUGCAGAUUGAGCAGAUCAAGCACUGGAAGAGCAGAUACAGCUUCCUGAAGCCAGUGAAGGAGACCGAUCAGAGGAAUAAGAAUGCCAAAGAGAAGGGCUCCUGGAUUCAGCUGAAGUGCCAGCCUGUGCCACCCAAAGAAGCACACUUUAUGAGGACUAAUGGAAAGUAG
This is a messenger RNA of Rattus norvegicus (Norway rat), 309 nucleotides long. Lineage: Eukaryota; Metazoa; Chordata; Mammalia; Rodentia; Muridae. The record is from RefSeq and is a predicted model, not a curated record.